Molecule: messenger RNA, 739 nt
Organism: Plutella xylostella (diamondback moth)
Lineage: Eukaryota; Metazoa; Arthropoda; Insecta; Lepidoptera; Plutellidae
Source: RefSeq, a predicted model, not a curated record
AUAAUUGUUUACACAUUCAUUUCAUUACGGUAAUAAUUGAGUAACUGUGUGCACUUAUUUUUGUCCUACGUCCUGUUUAGAACCUAGACCUAGUUACAAUUAAAAUGUAUCUAAAGUGCAGUGUUCCCGAAGUCCAGAAGUGUUGCUUCUGCGUGCCUCUGCGAUCCGGGAUCAUCAUUUUAGCCUACAUUAACAUUAUAUUUUCAGUACUCUCCAUAGCGUGCCUGGUGGUGACCACGGAGCUGCGGCGGGCGACGCUCACGCACGACCAGCGGCUCGACGCCAUGACCUCCACGGUGCUGUUCAGCAUACUCGGCAUGGGGGUGCUGCUGAAUAUACUGCUGCUGUUUGCGGGGUGCCAGAAAGACGAGUCAAUGCUGCGUCUGUACAGCUACUACGCGGUCGCGACCAUGCUGGCGGCGCUGGUGCCCACCUGCAUCCUGCUGGCCAGGGACCAGUAUGUGGAUGUCGCGGCGGCACUGCUUGCUAUAGUGACGCAAUGCUACGUGGUGGUGGUAGUCCGCAGCGAGGUGCUGGUGCUGGAGAAGCGGCGGCUCGGCGACCAGGCGCCCAGGACGGCCGAGGAGGUGGUCGCCGUGCCCGAACACGAGACGCUCUUGUAGCCCGGAGCUACCAGGAGCUCAGAACUAAUGCACUGGUUAUACCUACCGAGUGGAGUGACGCGACAGCAUCCUCGGCCAAUGAACGGCUGGCCGGCCGAGGAAACACUCUACUCGGU